Molecule: messenger RNA, 930 nt
Organism: Giardia duodenalis
Lineage: Eukaryota; Fornicata; Diplomonadida; Hexamitidae
Product: Kinase, NEK
Exons: 1
Coding region: 1-930 (309 amino acids)
Biological process (GO): protein phosphorylation
Molecular function (GO): ATP binding; protein kinase activity
Source: RefSeq, a predicted model, not a curated record
AUGUCCGAGGCCAUCGACGCCCUCCUCGAAGACCUGGGCGCAGAGCUCGGGAGCGGGGCCCACGGGACCGUCUACGGCCUGAAGAGCGCCCCCGACAGGGCGGUCAAGGAGAUCCCGACCGACGGGCUGCCCCCCGACGCGCAGGCCUCGCUCGAGCUCGAGCUCCGGACCCUCCCGCGCCUCCGCCACCCGAACGUCGUCGAGUACGGGCGCGUCGUCCGGCACGAGGGCUACAUCUACGUCGAGAUGCGGCGCUACGCAGGCUCCCUCGACGGGGCCAUCCGGAGCCUCCGCCGCAGAAGGCAGCUCGCCCCGCGCGAGAUGGUCGUCGCCGUCCUCCGCCAGGUGGGCGCGGGGCUCGCCUACCUCCACCGGCCCGGGAAGACCGACGCCGCGGGCGCCCCGCUCCCCGCCCUCACGCACUGCGACCUGCGGCCCGCGAACGUCCUCCUCGACGAGGCCGGGGCGGAGUUCGCCAUCUCCGACUUCGGGCUCUGCAGGGAGGGCCCCGGGGGGCUCGCCUCCAUGGCCGUCCCCGUCUACGCCGCGCCGGAGGUCCUGCGGGGCGGGAGCCACACGCCGGCCGCGGACAUGUGGAGCCUCGGGAUGGUCGCCUACGAGCUCGCGGCGGGCGGCAGGCCCCCGUUCCUCUCCGGGCGGGCCCCCGCGGAGGUCUACGUCGCGGGCUGGCGGCCGGACCUGGGCGCGGUCGGGGACCCCGUCGUCCGGGGCGUCCUCGCCCACCUCCUCGUCCUGGAGCCGGAGCGCCGCCUCACCGCCGCGGCCCUCGUGGAGCUCCUCGACGCAGAGGGCGGGGCGCCUGCGGUCGCGACGGCCCUGCGCUUCAAGGCCCUGGAGGACGAGGUCGCCCGGCUCCGGGGGGAGGUCGCGGGCCUGCGGGCCGCCCUGGGGUCAGGUGCCCCUGAUUGA